Oryzias latipes (Japanese medaka) is the source of this 5897-nucleotide messenger RNA. RefSeq names its product small G protein signaling modulator 1b (gene sgsm1b). Gene Ontology annotation, biological process: activation of GTPase activity. Gene Ontology annotation, molecular function: GTPase activator activity. The record is from RefSeq and is a predicted model, not a curated record. NCBI's taxonomy places the organism in Eukaryota, Metazoa, Chordata, Actinopteri, Beloniformes, Adrianichthyidae.
UCGAGGUAGCAGAUAGGUUUAAUUCGGUGGUUUAGAGCACAUCAGCCAUCCUGGAACUCAUCUGUACGCCUAAAAUAAAAACCUCCUCAGACCUUUAUUCUGUUUCUACUUCCGCCAGAACAGCUGUUCGUGUUCAGCCACGAUGGGAGAGGCAGAGACGCGACAGAAACUGCUACGCAAUGUGAAGAAGGAGGUGAAGCAAAUCAUGGAGGAAGCAGUAACGAGAAAAUUUGUGCAUGCAGACAGCAGCCACGUUAUAUCCUUCUGUGCUGUGGUAGAGGCAUGUGUGCUCCAUGGACUCAAACGUCGAAUUGCAGGCCUGCUGUGCACAAAUAAGGUUGCUGCACUCUUUAUGAAGGUGUCAAAGAGCUUUUCUCCUGCCGAGGAACUCUGCCGCAAAGUUCAGGAGCUGGAGCAGCUCAUCGAAAAUAGCAAACAGAACAACUCCUCUCUCAAUAAUGACCGCAGUCGGCAGUCGAGGUUGCCCUACCUCCCUCCCCAAGCUCUUAAAAAUCUGUGGAUUAGAACAGCUCUGAUGGAAAAACUCCUGGACAAAAUUGUCCUGUAUUUGGUGGAAAACAGCAGUGCAUUCUAUGAUAAAGAAGCCAUGUUGAUGGACCCUGUUGAUGGACCAAUCCUUGCAUCUCUUUUGGUUGGCCCCUGUGCUUUAGAGUACACCAAAGUUAAGACGUCAGAUCAUUUCUGGACCGAUCCAUCAGCAGACGAGCUCGUUCAGCGCCAUCGAAUCCACAGUGGCCACUGUCGGCAGGAGUCUCCCUCCAGAAGGCCCGCCCUGAUCCAGAAGAGACAGUCCAGUGGCAGCAUGGAUGAUCGUCCUCUCAUGUGGGUGAAAGAAUAUGUUGAGUCACUUCAUCAAAACUCAAGAGCUACUCUCCUGUUUGGAAAGAACAACGUCCUGGUGCAACCAAGGGAUGACAUGGAGGCCAUUCCAGGCUACCUCUCACUCCACCAGACUGCAGAUCUCAUGACACUGAAGUGGACCCCCAAUCAGCUCAUGAAUGGCAACGUUGCAGAAUUAGAUUCUGAAAAGAGUGUUUACUGGGAUUUUGCAAUGACUAUUCGUUUGGAAGAGAUAGUGUAUCUCCACUGUCAUCAGCAAAUAAAUAGUGGCGGGACUGUGGUUUUGGUGAGCCAGGAUGGGAUCCAAAGGCCUCCUUUACAUUUCCCCAAAGGAGGUCAUCUGCUUCAGUUUCUCACCUGCCUGGAAACUGGCCUGCUACCUCAUGGGCAGUUGGACCCGCCGCUGUGGAAUCAGAGGGGGAAGGGAAAGGUUUUUCCCAAACUGCGAAAGAGGAGCCCACAUAGCUCAUGUGAUUCUGUAUCGGAUAAGGAAGAUGAUGAAGCAACUGAUUAUGUGUUUCGGAUCCUUUUUCCUGGCAAUCAGAUAGAACUCAUGGCCCUGGAGCUAAUGGAUCAGAGUGUUAAUAUGUGGCAGCCAACCCCUAGGAAGUCCUCCUGUUCCUCCUGCUCACAGAAUGGCUCUUCUGACGGUUCUCUGCCAAAUGGCUGCAAUCAGGAGAGGGCUCCAUUGAAGCUCCUUUGUGACACAAUGAAAUACCAGAUCAUUUCUCGUGCGUUCUAUGGGUGGCUGGCGUACUGUCGGCAUCUGUCCACAGUCCGAACUCACCUCUCAGCUUUGGUCAACACCACAAUGGUUGACCCUGAUGUUCCAUGUGUUGCUCGAGGAGGGCUGUCUGUGGAGGUCUGGGCCAAUUUCCUCAAGGACAGCUCUACCUACGAAGAAAAGGAAAUCCACAGACUAGUGUAUUUCGGUGGAGUAGCCCCAUCCCUUCGUAAAGAGGUCUGGCCCUUUCUUUUGGGACAUUACGAAUUCACCAUGACAGAGAAACGCAGACUAGAGAUCGACAAGCAGAUGCAGACGCUGUAUGAGCAGACCAUGAAGGAGUGGCAGGGCUGUGAGGUCAUCGUGCGUCAGAGAGAAAGAGAAAAGCACGCUGAGGCGCUUGCUCGAUGUUCGUCUGGUACUAGUGUGGAAAGAGGACCCAUACAGCGAGACUCCACCAUCAGCACAGAUUCAUCUCUAAGUAGCAGCUCAGACCCACAGCAUGGCAACUCACAGAGUGAAUCCAGCUGCAGCGAACAGGUAUUUGAAACGGCUGAAGCUGAACCAAAGGUUGAAGAGGGAGAGAAGCAGCUCAGCAUCCCUGUGAAAAGCACAGAUGGUCAGCAACUCCCCCUCUGCGAUCCUUCUCCCUCCGUUGUGUCAGCCUGUCCUCAAGAUACAGAAAACAACCCUCCUGUGACUGAAUCCAACACGGAACCAGAACCCGCUCAGAAGAAUGCUGAUAAAUCUGAAGAAAACAGCCAGUUUCCAAAAUGUGAUCCAGGAGGAAAAGAUGGGGAAAUUUCAGCCACUGAUAAUGAAACCGUAAUGGGGAUAGAUACAAAAUUAGAAAGUGAGAAGGUUGAAAUGGAGAAGUCCACUGAGACUUCUCCAUGUGAGGGUAAAGAAACAACCCACAGAGUUUUAAAAGCGGAACACACUAAAGUAAAUUUGAAAUCUGCUCCAGAGAAGACUAACAUUUUGAAGCUUGAAAAAGAGAUACAUAAUGAAUAUUUCCAAGCACCUCCACUCGGGCAGACCUUGAGCAUUCAGGUACACAAGAAUAGAGAUCUGGAAGGGAAGACAUACUGUCCACAUGUUGCCAGAGAGGGCGCUAGUUCACAGUACAGAAAAAAGACAGACAUUUCAGAAGAAAACGAGACCACAGAAGCAAAUAUCGAAACCAUAAAAACAGCAGAGAAUCCGCCUGGUUCAAAUUCUCCAGUCAGACAAGUACUGAACGCUCUCCAGUCAGCCUCAAGGGGCAGCCUCACGUUAUCCUCCCAAUCUCGGCAGUCUCCAGACACGGCUGAUUCAGAUGACUCUCCUUCCGCUUUGGAGAUGGAGGAUAUUCCUGUGGGAAUCACAUGUGUGACCUCGCAGGAUAUGAACACUAGGCCUUUGUUGGGCCUCGCUGCUCCUCCUGUCUCCCUGGCGCAAAGACAGAAAAUAGCAGCCGAGGCCCUGGUCCUGGCUCACCACCAGGCCGCUGCUGGUAACACCAGUCCUGAGAGCACCGACCUUGGCCUUUCUGAAGAAGAGCCGGAGAUGGAUAACGUGCUUGUGGAACCAGAGUCUAAUGAGUCAGGAAGUGUCACCAAAUAUGAGGAACCCUCAGGGCAGCAGACCUACUCUCAACAAAUACAGGACAUGUACCUGAUCAACUUGCAUCGCAUUGACAAAGAUGUUCGACGCUGUGACAGAACAUACUGGUACUUCACUCCAGAGAAUCUAGAGAAGCUGCGCAACAUCAUGUGCAGCUACGUGUGGCGGCAUCUGGAAACUGGUUAUGUGCAGGGCAUGUGUGACCUGCUGGCUCCCCUUCUGGUCAUUCUGGAUGACGAGGUGAUGGCCUUUAGCUGCUUCACUGAACUGAUGAAAAGGAUGAACCAGAAUUUUCCUCAUGGGGGUGCAAUGGACUCACAUUUUGCCAACAUGCGUUCCCUCAUACAGAUCCUUGACUCGGAGCUGUUUGAGCUGAUGCAGCAGAAUGGAGACUACACCCACUUCUAUUUCUGCUAUCGCUGGUUUCUUCUUGACUUCAAAAGAGAAAUGGUUUAUGACGACGUGUUCUCCGCAUGGGAAACCAUCUGGGCAGCCAGGCACACCUCCUCUGGACACUUUGUGCUCUUCAUCGCUCUGGCACUCGUGGAGAUGUACAGAGACAUCAUCUUGGGAAAUAACAUGGAUUUUACAGACAUUAUCAAAUUCUUCAAUGAAAUGGCAGAGCGACAUGACGUUCCACAGGUCCUGAUGAUGGCCCGAGACUUGGUCCACAAAGUGCAGACCCUCAUAGAGAACAAGUAACGCAGGACUCUGCAGCCAUGGUCGAUUUAUCUGACUUGAUAGUCAUAUACAGUAUAUCUCUAUAAGAAAAUAGUGUUUGAAAACUGGUGCACAUUUACAGUAAAGCUGCUCAUUAUUCUAAAAACAUUAUAAAAUAGGUUCUGUUUGCUCCUGUUUCGCAGUAAGGAGAUGCGAGUAUUGUCAGUAAACAUGAUUUUUGAAGUGUUAAUGUUCACCCAGUGAAUGUAACCUGUAUUGAAACAGCUUCAGGAUAUUUUUUUAUUUUGCCUUAAAAUUCAGCUGUUGUUUCAGGGAUGCAGCAACCAAUUUUUUUCACUCUGUUUACACACUUCUACCAUGUGCAUUUGUGUGUCACAUGUCAUGUAAAGCAGUUGAGUAUGUUUUCGAAAUGAUCAUUUACCUGUAAUUGUACCUGCCAUUGUUUGACAUGACUUCUUUUGGGAUUUCUGAUCUUGCAGGAAAUGCAGACCAGCACAUACUUACUUUAGAUGCCAUCAUUUACUCAAGUGCGUGUUUUAAACUGAGCCUUCUAUGUUUGAACUGCUCUGCACUUUGCUUUUUUAUCCUUUUCCAGUUUUCACUGGAAUCUGCUUGUUGAAACUGUAUUUGCAGAUAGCCAUGUGCCACAUCUUCCUAGGUCUGUCAGCUUGUCACUAUUUCUUAUAAAAAGAUUAACACAUGCAGAGCUAAAAUGAGCCGUGCAGCACCAGAAGCUGUUGUGCUACAGUCAGUUUGCAGUGGUAGCUCUCACCUCCUUAACACGUUUAUCAAAGGAGCAGUCUUGACAGUUCAUAGUUGCCUUGUCUUUAACUCGCCUGAUUUCUUUGCCAAACUCCUCAACAACAAUGCUGUCGGCGAGUCCUGAGCCUCUCUGCAUCAUUUUCCUGCAAAACCUCUUUACCUCCCCGAUGACAAGAAAGGAUUCUCCUGUUCAUCCUUGUUAGGAAGCAGGCCUACAUUUUUCUUUUCACAUCAGUUUCAGACUGUGCCUCGUAAUUUCUUUUAUAACUUAAACUAAAUUUAAUUUACUGUCAGUGGGCAAUACUGCAGAAGUUAAGAUGCAACAAUGCUGUGUUAUUUUGCUUGCAGGAUUUGAAAUGCACUCAAUUUGAUCCCCAUAUUCCAUUCCUUUAUUCAGUAUUGAAACAAGAAAAAAAACUCUUUUACAACAGCUUAUUUCAGGAUUUAUUAACUCAAUUUUAGUAGAAAAUAAUUUCUAAUCAAGCUCCUAUAUCCUAGUUUUUUUUGUCUUAAAUUACUGCUCAAAAUGUUUUUUUUUGCCUAUUUUCAAGAUUUUACCUUCUUACUAAGGCCUACACAUUUUUUUCUCAAAUCAAGACAUCUUGUCAAGUAAAAGUCACUAGCUGCACUAUCAGAUAAUUUGAUGUAUGUCUUGUCAAUUUCUUUUUUUUUCCUUCUCAAUUCCUAUUAAAAACAAAUCGUUUUUUUCUAGAAUAUGGGUUUUUUUUUUAGUGUGAGCGUCAUUUGAACAUUUUUUUAAACUGUAUAUUCUUCCCCAGAGAUAUUAGUAUUUAAUGUUAGUGUACAAACCUUCGCUGAUUCGGUAUUUCCAAUGAUGAAUAUUUAUAUGGGAGACAGUUCCGACAUGAAUAUCUUAAAAUCUGUGCAAAAAAAAUGUAAGAAAUGUUCAACAUGGCAAAAUCUGGUAAAUUGGUGCCACCCACCGUUUUCAAUAAGUCCAAAACAUUCCUUUUUGUGGCUUCAUUUCCGACUUGUUUCAGUGUCACUGCUAACGUAUCCGUGUACAACUUAAAUAUGCCAGAGUACCGCUAUCUGUGUAUUGCUGUUGUCAAAAGGUGUAAAAAAUGUAUUGAAAUGAAUAUUGUAAAAAAGCUAUUACAUAUUUUAAAAAUGCAAUAUGAUGUAUAUGGAGCCUCGUCUGAAAAUAAUGAAAACACAAGUAUAUCACUGGAAAUUUAUUUUUUUCUGUCCUCUAAAAUGGUUAAGUAUAAUUAUUGUGUAUUAAAAUAUAUUUUGGACACCA